This is a messenger RNA of Pseudovirgaria hyperparasitica, 2724 nucleotides long. RefSeq lists its product as uncharacterized. The coding region runs from base 1 to 2724 and encodes 907 amino acids. Gene Ontology annotation, biological process: mitochondrial fusion. The transcript is spliced from 2 exons. Lineage: Eukaryota; Fungi; Ascomycota; Dothideomycetes; Acrospermales; Acrospermaceae. The record is from RefSeq and is a predicted model, not a curated record. Gene Ontology annotation, cellular component: mitochondrial outer membrane. Gene Ontology annotation, molecular function: GTP binding; GTPase activity.
AUGACCGUGGGCAAUGGGCCUCGUUCUCAGCACGCUGACCACCUCACGACCCUGCUUCACGACGACUCAGGCUACGGUGCUAGCACGAUGGAUGGUAACUUUGCCGAUGGAUGGAAUCCAGGAAUGACUGAGGACCGGCCGACACCUGGAGGUACUCCAGUCCUCGACGAUGGAAGCGAAGAAUCGGAGCGCCAGCGCGAAGCCAUAGCUGGCCACACCAUUCAGAUGUAUUACAACAGGAAUCGUACUUCUUUGAUCCGCGCAAUUGGUGAUACUGAGGCAGUACUUGCCAAAUUUCAAGAGAUGAAUCAAACAUGGCCUACUCAAUAUCCUCAAGAAAUUCAAAAUGAACCUCACAGUGCAUCACCUACCCGCCCAGGCUCUAGACCGAGCCUGCAGCAUUCCUUUUCCACCCGCGAUCUUGAUAACGAAUCUGCUCCCUCACCGAGACCUGGCCCUAGGAGGGCUGAGACGUCAUUAGGAUCAAGAGUAUCUGCCGAAUCGAGUUCCGCAGCUGCGCAGCAGCUAACGUCGUUACCCGAACCUAGAUUGCUAAACGCCCAGGUCGCACAUGAGUUCUCCCUCCUGAAGCUUGAGCUAAAGAUGGCUGGUCGGGAACACUCAGUACAUUCUUUCGACAAGAACGCAAUCGCCUCCUUGCUAGACAACCAGUUCCGAGAGAAUAUUCGACAUCUGCACUCUCUCCGCGACCGUGUUGAAGACACAUCGAGUAAGGUUCUUGUUACUGGAGACCUUAACGCUGGCAAAUCGACCUUUUGUAAUGCGCUCCUGCGGCAGAAGAUUUUACCAGAAGAUCAACAGCCUUGUACAAGCAUCUUCUGCGAGGUGCUUGACGCAAGAGAAAACGGCCAAAUUGAAGAGGUACAUGCAAUCCCACACAACUCGAUCUACAAUCGCGAUGAUGAGAGCACAUACGAGGUGUUUGCUAUUAAGGAGCUUGAGCAGAUCGUCACUGAGCACGAAAAGUAUUUAAACUGCAAGAUUUAUAUUAAAGACGUUCGACCGUUUGAGCAGUCACUUCUGAAUAAUGGCACAGUCGACAUUGCGCUCAUAGAUGCCCCCGGUCUCAACAAGGACUCGGUCCAGACAACAGCAGUCUUUGCACGACAACAGGAAAUAGAUGUUAUUGUUUUUGUCGUAUCAGCUUCAAAUCAUUUCACGCAAUCUGCAAAAGAGUUCAUCUUCAAUGCUGCGAGGGAAAAGGCAUACAUGUUCACAGUUGUGAACGGUUUCGAUCAAAUAAGGGACAAGCAAAGAUGUGAAAAGAUGAUUCUCAGUCAACUUGCCAAACUAAGUCCGACCACGUUCAAGGAAUCCAAGGAGCUGGUGCAUUUCGUCUCAAGCAAUGUUAUUCCCAUGGCUCCUGGCUCUGGACCUAGACCCGGUGGCGACUUCGCGGCAGGAGGCGGUGGAUCAGGAUCAGGCAGUUUUGAUCCCAAUGGAGAUGACGAUCCAUAUGACGGAGAUGGUGAGAAGGAGGGCAAGCAUGGCGAGCCCGGUUCACCAGCCAAGGGUAAGGGUAAAGGGAAAGAAAAGGAAAAGAUCCGAGACUUUGACUACCUUGAAAGCUCACUUCGACGGUUCGUCUUGGAGAAGCGUGCUCGGUCAAAAUUGGCCCCGGCUAGGACAUAUCUUAUGAAUCUUCUUGGUGACAUGAACCGUCUGGCGGAUUUCAAUCGCGAUGCGGCACAGUCAGAGCUGGACCGAGUUCAAAAGGAACUCGAAGAUCUAGAACCACAGCAUGAAGCGUCAAAAAAGGCCAGGAGCGAAGUCAGUGAAGAGCUUGACAUCACUCUUGAAUCCUCAACCACGGAUACCUAUAAUUACACUCGCGAAACUCUCACCGACUCUAUUAACCGCGUUUCCGAACAAGACCUUGGCUUAACAUAUCCUGGCCCCUUUAGCUGCCUUCAAUACGCAGAAGACAUCAAAGACGCAAUGCUCUCGGAAAUUUCCAACACCGUCUACCUAUGUGAGGAGCGCGCUCGCAAUAAAUCCAUUCAGGGCUUCAACGCCAUUAAGAACCUCGGCCUGAUGCACGUCGGUAACAAAUUCUAUGAAGGACACAUCUUCCACCCUGAAAAGAUGUUCAUGAAGCGACGACACAAUCUCGCCCGCCAAGUCGACAUCGACCUCGAAAUGCUUGACUUCUUCGACUUCAGCUACAUCUGGGAGAAGCAGGAAAAGCUUGCAGGUACCGGCAUGGCCGGCACCGUCGCCCUCGUUGUCGGCGGCCGUCUCUUAGGCGGCGCAAGCUGGAUCGAUGGCGCGCUCGGCGCAUUCAAGAUCAUGGGCGUCAACGGCUCAAAGCGCCUUAUACUGCCAUCCCUCAUCACUCUCGUCGGCGUUGCCCUCGCCUUCGCGAUUCAACAAAUCCCGGCAUCCCUACCCCGCCGCCUCUCUUCCAAACUCGCAACUCAACUCGCCGCCCAGGACUACGUCCACGAUAACGCUACUCGCAUCAGUGCCGAAGUCCGUCGCGCCCUCAAGAACCCCUCGCAGGACCUCCGCAUCGAGUUGCAGCGCGGCGUGGAGAAGCUUGAGAAGGACCGCGAGGAUCGUCGUGGUAUCAAGGCCGAGGCGGAGCGUGCAAGAACGUAUUUUGCAGGCCUGGAGAAGAACAGUGCGAAUGUGCGGAGGAGAGUGGAGAAUGUCGAUCUGGAGGGUGCGCCGCCCGGGUUGGCGAGUCAGUAUGCUGCCUGA